Molecule: messenger RNA, 3856 nt
Organism: Scomber scombrus (Atlantic mackerel)
Lineage: Eukaryota; Metazoa; Chordata; Actinopteri; Scombriformes; Scombridae
Product: WD repeat-containing protein 48
Exons: 18
Coding region: 7-2040 (677 amino acids)
Biological process (GO): protein deubiquitination; double-strand break repair via homologous recombination
Molecular function (GO): ubiquitin binding
Source: RefSeq, a predicted model, not a curated record
UGCAAGAUGGCCACGCAUCACAGGCAAAAUGCUGCUGGGCGGAGAAAAGUACAGGUGUCGUAUGUCAUUAGAGAUGAGGUGGAGAAGUACAAUCGCAAUGGGGUGAACGCACUCCAGCUGGACCCUGCGCUGAACCGGCUCUUCACCGCUGGAAGGGACUCUAUCAUCCGGAUAUGGAGUGUCUACCAGCACAAACAGGACCCGUACAUCGCCUCAAUGGAGCAUCAUACAGACUGGGUUAAUGACAUAGUUCUCUGCUGCAAUGGAAAAACAUUGAUAUCUGCCUCCUCGGAUACAACAGUGAAAGUAUGGAAUGCGCACAAAGGCUUCUGCAUGUCGACGUUACGAACACACAAAGAUUAUGUGAAAGCUUUGGCCUACGCUAAGGACAAGGAGCUGGUGGCAUCUGCAGGUCUGGACCGGCAGAUCUUUCUUUGGGAUGUGAACACACUAACGGCACUCACUGCUUCCAACAAUACUGUCACCACUUCGUCACUCAGUGGGAACAAGGACUCUAUCUACAGUCUGGCAAUGAACCAGAUGGGCACAGUUAUUGUAUCUGGAUCCACAGAAAAGGUUCUCAGAGUGUGGGAUCCACGAACAUGCGCAAAACUGAUGAAGCUGAAAGGUCACACAGACAACGUCAAGUCGUUGUUGUUGAAUCGAGAUGGCACUCAGUGCCUGUCGGGCAGUUCAGACGGGACCAUCCGCUUGUGGUCCCUCGGCCAACAAAGGUGCAUCGCCACCUACAGGGUGCACGAUGAAGGGGUGUGGGCCCUGCAGGUCAACGAGGCCUUCACACACGUAUAUUCUGGAGGCAGGGACAAAAAGAUCUACUGCACUGACCUGCGUAACCCAGACAUCCGUGUGCUCAUCUGUGAGGAGAAAGCCCCGGUGCUCAAAAUGGAACUGGACAGAUCUGCUGACCCACCUCCAGCAAUCUGGGUCUCUACCACCAAGUCAUCCGUUAAUAAAUGGUCUUUAAAGGGAAUGCACAACUUCAGAUCAUCAGGGGAGUACGACAACGACUGCAGCACCCCUCUGACACCACUGUGUACUCAACCGGAACAAGUCAUCAAGGGAGGUGCCAGUAUCAUACAGUGCCACAUUCUGAAUGACAAGAGACACAUACUAACCAAAGAUACCAACAACAAUGUGGCUUUCUGGGAUGUCUUGAAGGCUUGCAAGGGUGAAGAUUUGGGGAAAGUGGAGUUUGAUGAAGAGAUUAAAAAGCGCUUCAAGAUGGUCUACGUGCCAAAUUGGUUCUCUGUUGAUCUGAAAACUGGGAUGCUCACCAUUACACUGGACGAGAGCGACUGCUUCGCCGCCUGGGUGUCUGCAAAGGACGCCGGGUUUUCAAGCUCUGAUGGAUCUGACCCAAAGCUGAACCUGGGCGGACUUCUACUUCAGGCUCUGUUAGAGUUUUGGCCCAGAACUCGCAUCAACCCCAUGGACGAGGAAGAGAACGAGGUGAACCACGUGAAUGGAGAGCAGGAGAACAGGGUCCAGAAAGGAAACGGGUAUUUCCAGGUGCCGCCACACACGCCAGUCAUCUUCGGGGAAGCAGGAGGCAGAACUCUUUUUAGGUUGCUAUGUAGAGAUUCAGGAGGAGAGACAGAGUCGAUGCUGCUGAAUGAGACCGUUCCACAGUGGGUUAUUGAUAUAACUGUAGAUAAAAAUAUGCCCAAAUUCAACAAAAUCCCAUUCUACCUCCAGCCUCAUUCUUCCUCUGGUGCAAAAACUCUAAAGAAGGACCGCCUCUCGGCCAGUGACAUGCUGCAGGUGAGGAAGGUGAUGGAGCACGUUUACGAGAAGAUCAUCAACCUGGACAACGAGUCGCAGACCACAAGCUCCUCUGCCAACGACAAGCCCGGGGAGCAGGAGAAGGAGGAGGAUAUGGCCAUGCUAGCCGAGGAGAAGAUCGAGCUAAUGUGUCAAGACCAGGUUCUGGAUCCCAACAUGGACCUGCGAACAGUUAAACAUUUUAUCUGGAAGAGCGGAGGGGACUUGACGCUUCAUUAUAGGCAGAAGUCCACGUGAAAGUCCUGAAUUUUUAAAAAAACAACAACAACCAAGAACUCUUCGUCAUUUGCCAAUCACCACUCACCUCUGACAUGUAGUACCCUUAAAAAAAAAACCCAUUAUAUGGUCAAGAGUUGCAGUAUCCAAUGAGAAUCCAGAAAUAUUAGCGAAGACGUGGGCUCGCGGUGCGUCAUAGGGAACUCAACCAGAACAAAGGGCCGGAGCAGCCAAGAGACACCUGGGAGAUGAAUGGUCUGUCUUUUUUUUUUUUUUUAACAGUUGAAAGAAUGGACUCAUGUUUAUUUUUCACCACCACUCAACUGACUUUUUUUUUUUCUUUAGUUUUUUUUGUUAACAUCUCUUACCGCUACAUUUGUUUCUUUUCUCCCGAUUGGCUUUUUAAAAAAUUAUUUCAAAGCAAACUAAAUUCCAGUUCACGGUUGUGUGUGUGUGUGUGUGUGUGUGUGUGUAAAAUACGCACAUGGAUGUAGUAGACUUGUUUGUUCUAGUACAUUCCAGAAAACUGUCCUCGUUCUCCAAAACACUCCACCGUCUCAACAACUUCACCGGUUUCGGAGUUGCACUCGCUCUCUCUGGGUAGCAUCACGGUCCUCAUCUGUUCUGUUGUCGACAUCUUAACUUGAACUUUUAACCUCGGCUUAGACAUCUAAUUACUGCAGAGCUCGAAAACCUCAUUGACAGAAGCACUUGUCUUUGUCUUUCUUUUUAGCUGUGCUGUUGAAUGGACUGAAUGUUCUGUUUUUUUUCUCUUUUUUUUGUAAAUAUAUGUACAACUUUUUUUCUUUCUUUUGGAUUUAAGUGACUUUCUUUCGGUUUUGCAGCAGUUUUAUUUUGUUGUUGUACAGUUUACUGAAAAACCGAGUUUUGUUUUUUUUCCCCCAAAUCCCUGCAACACAUUCGAGGUCAUGAAGGUAAUUUGACUUGGAUGUUUAAAAAAAAAAAAAAAAAGAAAAAAAAUUGCAUUUGUUGUAUUCACUACAACCCAGAAAUUGCAGUUUACUCUUUAAGAAUGUUUAUAGUUGUCCAAGUCAUCUUAGCAAUUGGGGAAAUUAUAUAUAAGGUAUAUAUCUAACAGUAACUCAUGCUUACUCGCUCUGUGCUCGGGUCACGAGCAGUGACUCUGACAACAGCGAGGGCUGUUCCUUAAUGUAUAUUUCAGUUAGAUUAAAUAGUUCAAUUAAACAUGAAUAUAACUUGAAGGAUAAACCUCAUCCGAAGAGAAACAUACAAAUAUUCAACCACUGUGGGAAGUUCACCAAAGUCAAAUAAAUGGUAAUACUCAUUUCUGUCUUGGUGUGUCACCAAAAAACAAAGAGCACCAGAUCUUUUCAUUGUAAAAUUUGAUGUUUUUUUUUUUUUUUUAUUGCCAUGAAGAGAGUGUUUUAACGCUAUAGUGGGAACACAUUGAGUGAGCUCUAAUUGGCCAAAACAGGAUGGGUACCAUAAUUAGGCCAUAACACUGCAAUAUCCCUUGUUGUAAUAAUUUGUGAAAUAUGUAUAUUUUAGGCAUUGAAGGAAAUAAAUUGGAAUGGUUUAACAAUGAGAGAUUAAUGAGGGGGGGGGAAUUAUAAUGUGGAUGUGUUUGGAGUUGUAAUGUGUUGAGCUGAUGAGUGGAAUAAGAAAAAACAAAAAGGGACAGUUUCUUCUUUUUUUUUUUUAAAGUGAUAUGAUUGUUUAACCAUCAAAGAUUCACCCAUUUCACAUUCAUCAGAAGACUCUGCACUCAUUCCUAAUAAAACAUACAAUGCAUUGAUAAAAUAUCUGCAAAAAUACUUUUCCUUAUUUUACACACUAGCACCUACUUUAGAGAGUG